AUGGCCGACUACACCGACGAUUCCCUCACCGAGGACAUCUGGGCCUCGCCCGGCCCCAAGGACGAAGGUGCCCCUCCAACCGAUCGGCCCAAGACCCCUAGAACACCAAGGACCCCUAAAUCACCGCCAAAGACGCCGGCGAAUCCAAGCACCACUUAUGACAAAGAGGCAGCAUUGCGCAAAGAGUUGGAGGGUGUGCGUAACAUCAAUGUUGCCAUUGAGGGCAUCAUCACCACCCUCGAAAAGGCCAAAGGCAACAUGAAUACUGUUGGCAGCACUGUAUCGAACGCAUCCACCCUCCUCAACACCUGGACUCGCAUCCUUUCGCAAACCGAGCAUAACCAGCGACUCAUUUUGAAUCCAAACUGGCGUGGCGCAAGCAACGACCUUGUGGAAAUCGAGGCGGAGGCAGUACAGAAGCAGCAGCUGGCCGAGAGACGAGCCGCCGAAGAAGAGAGGCGGCGCGAGGCUGCUCGUAGAAAGAGAGAGGAGGAAGAGGAGGAGCGACAGAGACAGGUGGCCGUCGGCAAUGCGCCGCGUGGCCGAGGUGUCUCUCGCGGUCGGGCUCGUGGCUCCACUAGCACCACUCGUGGUCACGGCUACUCGAGUAGCACAUCGAGGAUCGGCAGAGGUGCGGCGAGCACUCGUGGUGCAUAUCGGGGACGGGUAAGAGGUACGGAGUAG
Colletotrichum graminicola M1.001 is the source of this 684-nucleotide messenger RNA. Its product is annotated as DASH complex subunit Duo1. The coding region runs from base 1 to 684 and encodes 227 amino acids. The transcript has 2 exons. The record is from RefSeq and is a predicted model, not a curated record. NCBI's taxonomy places the organism in Eukaryota, Fungi, Ascomycota, Sordariomycetes, Glomerellales, Glomerellaceae. Gene Ontology annotation, cellular component: mitotic spindle; DASH complex. Gene Ontology annotation, biological process: mitotic cell cycle.